CGGGCGUUAGGACCCAGACGACCUCGGCAGCAGCGGGGAGCCGUUAAACAUGGCGGACCAAAACAAGAAAGAGACCGAGCUGAAGUUCUACAGUGAAAUAUUAAGUCCAUCUGCACUGUUUGCAGCCCGGUCCAGGAGUCACAAGAUCCCAGUCAAGGGACAGAAGGACUUCUUCCCCAAUGACUCAGACGAGCAAAGAGAGCGGCUCGAGCAGAGUCUCAAUGAGCACUGGAGCCUCAUUUCAGAGGAGAGAGUGGAGAAGCUAGGAAACCUGGUGAAGGCCACGUGGAUCCCAGCUGAGCAGAUCGUGGAGCUUCAGUCUCCAGCUGGAAAGUUUUGGCAGACGAUGGGUUACUCUGCCAACGGAAAGCAGUACGUCCUCCCUGAAGAGGCUCUUUACCUGAUGGAGUGUGGGAACAUGCAGGUGUUUUACUGCGAUCUGCCGCUGUCCAUCCAGGACGGCUACGAGAGGUUUCUGUCUUCACGCACAGUCAGCCUGCAGCAGUACCAGGUGUUCGGGCAUUUGAAGAGGCUUGGCUAUGUGGUGCACAGGUUCGAUCCCAGUUCCGAGCCGUCGCCCUACACGAGGCAGCUGAACUUACCUCAGCCUCGUGACCGAGUGGGGAGACAAGUGAAGAGGAAACGCAGCCCCAGUCCUCCCGCAACAUCCAGUCGCGCUGAAGCACAAGAGGAAUCCACAGCUGACAGAAUGGAGGAGGAUAAGUGCGACCAUGAAGGUGAGCAGGAUAAAAAACUACCAGAGUCACCCCCAACGGUGUCUCCAGAGACGUCAGGUCCUCAAACUGCUGCUGCGAGCUCAGCAGACGGUGGCGGUGAUGGUGGCGGUGGCAGCAGGACCUGGUGGCUGCCGGAUGUUCUCGGGGAGCCACCGCCUCCCCGGCCCUCCUCCAGUUCCUCACGCUGGGACUUCGACUCCAUCCCUUUCCCUGACCUCGGCUCCAAGGAGAACCUCUCCAGCUGCCUGGCCUCUCCGGACCCCUCCCUGCUCCCCGGCUCUCUGGCUGUGGGAGUCUGUGACAUUUACCACUGGAGGCACAGAAUCAACCUGCAGGACGUGAAGAUGUCGUCGAAGGAGCAGAGGAGGCAGGAGGACAAGCAGAGGCGCCGGUGGGAAGUCAACAAGGACAGAGAGGUGCGGCGCUGCAGGAACUGGGCGGAGUAUCGGCAGCUCCUGGAGAAACAGCAGGGGAGGCGUGAAAGACGACCAGCUCACCUGUGGAACAGGGAGGUCGCUCCUCUACACGACCCGAGACAACCAAUCCCCACCGGUGAGCUGCUGGAGAAAAUCAGUGUGAUUCGAUCUACAAAUCUGUUGGAGGGAGCCUCCAGGUUAAAAGGCUCCGACGAGUGGAGGAUUUGUUUCAAUGUUUACCAACCCGAUUCAGUGGCUGAUUUUAAGAAGAGCAGCCCGGGGAAACCAUACUCCCGCAUGUGUGUGUGCAGAUUCGACAGCCCCGUGCCCGACCUGCGAGCCAUCAAGCUGCUGACCUUCCAGAGCGGAGACGUCCCGGUGGUCUUCGCCGUGGUGGACCACGGAGACAUCUCCUUCUACACCUUCAAAGACUUCCAGCUGCCCACAGACGUAUUCCCCUGACACCUCGCUGCUCACGUAACAUCACCUUACACCACUUGACUUUUAAAUGAAUCUGCAUCUGUCGGCUCGGCUGCACAUACAAAAAUAAUGAUAUAACUUACAAAAGCAGUGAUUUAUAAUGGGAGGCUGAUUUUCAGAUCCGUGCAGAUUCUACCUCCAAGUGAUGCCAAAGUUCUUUUUAUUCUGCACGCAGUGGCUGACAAAAAGUUUUCAGACUUUGUUUACACUUCUGACAUUGUGCCGGAAAAAGAAACUAUGUAUUUUUUUUUACCUAUUCAUUUAUGGAACCGUCAGAGUGACUUAUAUGAACUAUUAAGCCGACCAGACUUGUUAUUGUUUAUUUUCUGCAGCAGCAACAACAAGAUCGAUCGAGUACUUUAUUCCUAGUGGGAGAUAAAUUGUUGCUACACUCACAUAAACCAGAAAAGAACCACUAAAGGCUGCUACUGUCCACCUGAGGGUCGGUGUUGUUACGUUUUCAGUCAUUUACAGCGAAAAAUACAAUGUCAGCUUAAGUGAUGCUUUUUUUUUCAUUUAACCCUCCUGUUAUGUUCAUUUCUCAUGAACAGCAAUAAUGUUCGUGGGUCAAUUUGACCCGGUGCAUGUUUAAUUAUCCAAAAGUGUCAGAAACCAAAAGAAAAUCCCAAUAAACAUUGUUUAAAUUUCAUCAUUAACUCCAUGAGUAACCAUUUCAAUCAAUAUUUAGUGCAAUGGUGUUCUUUACCUCUCACAGAUCAUGGUUCAAUGAGGAUAAUUCACUCGUUUUUCAUAAAAAAUGCAUGUUAAAACUUUUUUAUGUACGUUGGAAAGGCUUACAUAAUACAAAAAAAUACUUGUAACUAUUUAUUUUUUUAGAAUCUUAAACUUUGAAAUGGGUUAAUUUGACCCGCAACAUAACAGCAGGGUUAAAGGUGCAACGUGUAACACCUGGCUUCAUGCUGCAGACUAAUUCAUCAUUCAGAAUAAUCAUUUAAUCUCCUAACGCUUAAAUUAUGUUCAGUUAGGACGCUUUCACAACCCAAAGUCUGUUUGGUUUUUCUGAAUCAGAGUGAAACUGAUACUUUUAGUUUGUCUUGUAUUUAGUCUGGUUUGAUUUAACACGCUGGAAAUACAGUCAUGAAAUUUCUUUUUCAUUUUAAUGGCUGGUACAACUAAAGGUACAUUUGUUUGGACAAAUAUAAUAAUAACAACAAAAAUAGCUGAUAGGAGUUUAAUUUAAGAGCUGAUAUCUAGACACUUUCCAUGUUUUUUUGAUAAUAACCAAAAUCAUUAACAAGAAAACUAUGGAAAAUGGCUUUAAAAUGAACAAGAAAUUGAAGAAAACAAGCUCUUGCUGAGUCGUCAAUAACGUGUUGAUCUAUUAUUUCUGAUGUGCUGCGAUCAGACAGCUGUAUAACCAGAGAAGGCCAGCCUUGAUGGUAAAUAUUACAUUAUUCUGAGCAAUAAGUUGAUAAUUCUGCAGAGAGAAAUCAGCCUUAGCUCAGUGUUAGUCUACAGAGUGAAACUGAAGGACAUGAGUUUCAUCUUUAUGCUCUGAUGGAACCUCAUGAUUUUAUUAGGAGCCACAAUCUGCUGCGUUCUGGUUCAUGUCCUGUAUUUGGGUCAGAUUACAGGUGCAUCUCAAUAAAUUAGAAUAUCAUAGAACAGUUUAUUUAUGUCAGUAGUUCAAUUUAAAAAAGUGGAAAUAACACAUUAUAUAGAUAUAUUACACACAGAAUGAAACAUUUCAUGUCUCAAUUUAUUUAAUUUCUUCUAAUAAUAAUAAUAGUUAUGACUAACAUUUAAUGAAGACCUAAAAUUCAGUGUCUCAAAAAAUGUAAUAUUACAAAAGACCAAUUUUAAAAAGUAUGUUUAAUAUGGAAAUGUUGGCCUCUGAAAAGUAUGUCCAUCCAUAUGACUCAAUACUUGGUUGGGGCUAUUUGACUUGAACUACUGGAAAUGGACUUUUCCAUCAUAUUCUAAUGUAUUGAGAUGCACCUGUAUGUUCACAGUGAAUCAAACCGCAUUUGGUUGGUUUGGUCCAAUUUGAUCGCCACAAGCGACCAAACGAACCUUAACAAAGAAUUAACCAACCAGAGUUCAACCCAUUGAAACAUUGGGUUGUGAAAGCACCCUUAGACACAUAAUAAACCUUUCAAUGUCCUCAAAAUCUAUAGCAAAGUUUCAAAACUUCCAAUCCUGCCGCAUCGAAAAACGGCAAUACCAAGCGGUUACAAUGCAGCGAAGAAAAUUCAAAACAAACUAUCAAAACAACACAGAUAUCAUACGAUCUCUACGUGUUUACAUUCUUCAGAAAAACAACCAUACAAAAUUAUUUUCAGUACUGUUUGUGCCAAUGUCUACUCUUGUUUUGCAUCUUUUAAAUCAGAAAUGUGUCUAUUUAAGGACUCGCUACAAUUCACAUGUUCUUGAGGGUGAUUUAGGGACGUUUAUGGGGACGGUUUGAAAACAAACAGCGUGAUUUCCUUCUUUUUAGGGGGUAACGUGGCUUCAGUAUGAGUUGCGUGUAUUGUGAAUUAACUGUCUUCAUGCACAGUUAUCAUGUAUGUAUUCUGUUUGCUAAAAUCAAAUAAACAGGGAUUUUUUU
Messenger RNA from Centropristis striata (black sea bass), 4202 nucleotides. RefSeq names its product TSEN54 tRNA splicing endonuclease subunit (gene tsen54). Gene Ontology annotation, biological process: tRNA-type intron splice site recognition and cleavage. Gene Ontology annotation, cellular component: tRNA-intron endonuclease complex. Bases 50 to 1615 code for a protein of 521 amino acids. The transcript has 12 exons. NCBI's taxonomy places the organism in Eukaryota, Metazoa, Chordata, Actinopteri, Perciformes, Serranidae. The record is from RefSeq and is a predicted model, not a curated record.